AUGACUGUGGGCCAGUUGUUUGACUCCCAGGUGCCAAGGCGUUCAGGAAUCCACCGAAAUAUCCAAGGAAAGGGAAUAACAACUCCUACCUUGCUGCUGGCUUUCUCAAAAUUUCCUGAACAAGAGAGUCAAGAUAUUUCCCAAGCAGCUGAACGAAUGGAAAUGUCAAUUCAAGUACUGAAACAGAAUGUUUGCCAGAAGCGCAAACGUUCAUUGCAUCCAACUGAUCUUUUAUCAGCUGAUCUUCUCACUAUGAUUGCUAACGUUUCUGGAUGUCUGCCUUAUAUGUUGCCACCAAAAUGUCCAAACAACUGCUUAGCUAAUAAAUAUCGACUCAUCACUGGUGCCUGCAAUAACAGGGAACAUCCUAGGUGGGGAGCAUCCAACACUGCCUUGGCAAGGUGGCUUCCACCAGCCUAUGAAGAUGGACUCAACCAACCUCGAGGAUGGGAUCCCAGCGUCCUAUACAAUGGAGUCCAGCUACCCUUGGUUCGUGAAGUGACAAGAAAAAUUAUUCACACAUCUAAUGAAGCUGUUACUGAAGACAACCUAUAUUCUGAUAUUAUUAUGGUGUGGGGACAGUACAUAGACCACGACAUUGCAUUCACACCCCAGAGCACAAGUAGAACCACCUUCCUAACUGGAAUGGAGUGCCAGAUGACAUGUGAAAAACAAAAUCCAUGUUUUCCAAUAAAGUUGACCACCAAUGAUACAUUAGCUGCAAGUUUGGAUUGCCUGCCCUUCUACCGCUCAUCUCCUGCAUGCGGCACUGGUGAUCAUGGUAUUCUCUUUGGAAACCUAUCAGCACUAAAUCCAAGACAACAAAUCAAUGGCUUAACCUCUUUCCUUGAUGCUUCUACCGUCUAUGGCAGUACCCCUGCCACUGAAAACAAGCUGAGGAAUUUAACAAGUGAAGAAGGCCUUCUUAGAGUAAACAUGAAAUAUCAUGAUAACCACCGGGAAUAUCUACCUUUUACAGACUGGAUCCCAUCACCUUGUGCACAGGACUCCAACGCAAGUAGAGAUGAGAGAAUUGAAUGCUUCAUGGCCGGGGACAGCCGAUCCAGUGAGGUCACGUCUCUGGCAGCUAUGCACACGCUGUGGCUGAGAGAGCACAAUCGCCUGGCCAGAGCCCUCAAAAAGAUCAACGGCCACUGGACAGCUGAGACAGUCUACCAAGAAGCACGAAAAAUUGUUGGUGCUCUGCAUCAG
This is a messenger RNA of Phaethon lepturus (White-tailed tropicbird), 1212 nucleotides long. RefSeq names its product thyroid peroxidase (gene TPO). Gene Ontology annotation, biological process: response to oxidative stress. Gene Ontology annotation, molecular function: peroxidase activity; heme binding. The annotation marks the transcript as partial. NCBI's taxonomy places the organism in Eukaryota, Metazoa, Chordata, Aves, Phaethontiformes, Phaethontidae. The transcript has 6 exons. The record is from RefSeq and is a predicted model, not a curated record.